Molecule: messenger RNA, 1279 nt
Organism: Vitis vinifera (wine grape)
Lineage: Eukaryota; Viridiplantae; Streptophyta; Magnoliopsida; Vitales; Vitaceae
Exons: 5
Coding region: 1-1143 (380 amino acids)
Source: RefSeq, a predicted model, not a curated record
AUGGCUUCUCAACGUCGUCGACCCUUUCAACGACCACCACUAUCACUCCGACCACCUUCGAGUGCCUCUGAAAACCUACCAAUUUCAGACACCCGAGUUCCCAUUGAUGAAGUGCGUUAUUCAAAUCAAGUUCCCAUGGAUGACGGAUCCAUGUCUUCAAGCCAGACUUAUAAUGAAGAAUGGCAAAGACUUAGAAGAUGGGCUGCAACUUGUGUAGCUAUGUAUGCUGCAUAUGCGGCAAUUCUUGUUUCAGUUUAUCAUCGCUCAAACUAUUUGGAGAGAUCAAUCUCUAAUGAAGGAGAUUAUGAACGACAUGCUUUGAUGGAAAGACUUACACUAAUGGAUAAUGAAGAUUGUUAUAAUCAACUACGUAUGGGAAAGGAUGCAUUCGCAAGACUAGUAACCAUUCUUCGGGGAACAGAAAUCAAGGACAAUACCAAAUUUUGGCCCUACUUUAAGGAUUGCAUAGGGGCGAUUGAUGGGUCACAUUUUCGUGUAAAAGUGUCAAAUGAUGUUGUGCAAAGGUAUCGAGGGCGAAAGUACUAUCCAACACAAAAUGUUUUAGCAGCAUGUUCCUUUGACUUGAAGUUCACAUAUGUUUUACCUGGUUGGGAAGGAUCUGCGUCAGACUCGAGAAUCCUAGAUAAUGCAUUAGUGAGAGAUUUUGAUAAAUUGAUUGUUCCACAAGGUAAAUAUUAUUUGGCUGAUGCGGGUUUUCAGCUAAAAACUGGAUUUCUUACCCCAUAUAGAAGCACUCGUUACCAUUUAAAAGAGUAUAGUGUUCAUCAACCAGAAAAUGCUCGAGAGGUUUUCAACCUUCGACACUCGUCCUUGAGAAAUGCAAUUGAAAGAGCAUUUGGUGUUUUGAAGAAAAGAUUUCCAAUAAUAGCUAGUGGGACAGAGCCACAUUACCCUGUUGACACACAAUCUGAUAUUAUACUAGCAUGUUGUAUCCUCCAUAACUAUCUCAUGGGUGUUGAUCCAGAUGAAAGAUUAAUAGCAGAGGUCGAUAGAGAGCUUUUUAGCGAAGAAGCGGAAUUUGAAUCAAUGGUCUUGAGUUUAGCUGAAAAAUGCAAGGAAGGAGAAAUCUUAAGGGAGAAAAUAGCCAUGGAUAUGUGGAAAGAUUACAAUAGAAACCGUUGAUGAGUUCUUUUAUUUUAUGGUUCUUUUCUUGUAUAGUUUUUUGUGUUUCAUAUUAAGUACGAUGAUUGUAUUUAGAACUAUAACUCCUCUAGUUAAAAUCACACUUUGAAUGAGUUACAAAGAAGUUAUUAUUAUA